Molecule: messenger RNA, 650 nt
Organism: Penicillium concentricum
Lineage: Eukaryota; Fungi; Ascomycota; Eurotiomycetes; Eurotiales; Aspergillaceae
Product: ATG3/ATG10 family protein
Exons: 4
Coding region: 1-639 (212 amino acids)
Biological process (GO): protein modification by small protein conjugation; macroautophagy; protein lipidation
Cellular component (GO): intracellular anatomical structure
Molecular function (GO): Atg12 transferase activity
Source: RefSeq, a predicted model, not a curated record
AUGGCUGAAUCUUGCUCUGUAUUUCCCUUCCUGGUGCAAUCGGAGUUUGACAGUGCAUGUAAAGAUCUCGUCGAUCGAUGCACUUCGGCCCAAAAUAUUACCUGGUCCAUUCGACUGCUCACAAAGCCAGAUGGAACAGGCCUCAGAAUAACAAAAUGUGUCGAUGUCCCCAGCCUAGAAACCCCAGCGCUGGAAGAAUCGCUGGAAGAAUCACUAGAAGACGAGGAUCCGGUCUGCAGAGUUCUAGCCCCCAAGGGACGAAGCUCUCAUUCGCGCCAACCCCCCGGCUUACAGAUCGACUAUGACAUCUUAUUGUCCCCCACAUAUCAGGUCCCCGUCUUGUACUUCGGCCUCAGGUGGGACAACGGCCCACUCGGACUAGAUCAAGUCUACCAGUAUGUCGUGCCGGAACGGUACAGGCAAGAAUUGAAGAGUGUGGGUGUAAUGGGUGGCAUUAGUAUGGGUUACCAUCCUGGCUCUGGCGCCCCGGCCUUUUUUGUCCACCCAUGCAACACCGCGGAUGCCAUGGCGAAUCUUGCAGACGCACAGAGCGUCACUCCUGGCUCAUAUCUCCUCAUCUGGCUCGGCCUUGUAGGUCAUUGCGUGAACCUGCACGUCCCACGCGAGGUUUUUGUUUAGCACAGUACCAG